AUGACAGUAAUGUCCUCAGAUGAAAAACUCAUUUCUCUAUUUAACUCCACAUUUGUUCGUCCUUCAAAAUUUUAUCUUGGGGGGUUUUCUAACAUCCCUUUUGUUAAGUAUUAUUAUGUCUUCUUGUGUUUUGUUUACAUCAUGACUGUUCUUGGAAAUGGUUUUCUCCUUUCUGUUAUCUACCUGGUAAAGACUCUCCAUACUCCCAAAUAUAUGAUCGUGUUCAACCUGGCUUUGACAGACUUGUGUGGGAGUACUGCUCUCAUCCCAAAACUCCUGGACACAUUCUUGUUUGACAGGAGAUACAUUCUCUAUGAGGCAUGCUUGAGUUAUAUGUUCUUUGUUUAUUUCUUUGUAGGAAUGCAAGCAUGGACUCUUGUCACCAUGGCGUACGACAGAUUUAUUGCAAUUUGCUUCCCGUUAAGAUACCACAGCAUUGUCACCAAAAGAUCUAUAUUUGCAAUGCUGCUGUUUUCAUGGAUGUUUUUAUUGGGUUAUUUUGCUGCAAUGGUUGAAUUUCUUAAUCAGCUUUCUUUCUGUGGGUCUUUAGUGAUCCAAAGUUUUUUCUGUGACCAUGCACCCGUCUAUCUUCUUGCCUGUAAUGAUGCAUCUUAUAGUUAUAUAACAGGGGUAAUUGCCUUCACUAUAUUCACUUGCAUCCCUCUUGUACUGAUUAUUGUUACUUAUGCUGGUAUUUCCAUCGCACUGAGCAGGAAUUUUUCAAGAGAUAAAAGACUUAGAGCGCUAAAAACCUGUACUUCUCACCUGCUGCUUGUUGCUGUGUUUUUCCUACCAUUUGUUGGCUCUAACUUAGCUGCUCUGACUUCCUACAUUCACCCCAAUGCUAGAAUUAUAAAUUCCAGUUUAUCACACACAAUUCCAUCUCUGCUGAAUCCUAUUAUAUACUCUUUAAAGACAGAAGAAGUGAUGAAUGCGAUUAAGAGGAUUUGUAAAAGAAACAGACCUCUAUCAACAUAAAGUCUAUUUCUUGUUUUAAAAUAAGUUAGGCUAAUAUGUUGCUUUCUUUGUUUUAGUGGCUUUGUUAUCCUUCCUGUGUUACAAAUCCACACCUGCUGCCUUAAGAAUUGUCAAGAGACAGCUGACUUUGUCUCCCAGCAGUUUUGCUCAAAGUGGAUCCCUUAGACACACAUCAGUCUUCUUGACUGCAACAAACACAAAUGCAUCGACAGUCUGUCAUGAAAACUGAAUCCCCAGGACAUGUUUCAAUGUACCUAAUGCAACUCCUCUCAGAGGGCCUUUUCUAAAUUCAUACCAUAACAAACUCUAAUUGAUGUUAGUAAUCACUGGACCUGUAUCUUUCCUCAAUAUGACUGUCCUUCCCGAAGUCCUCCAUUAAAAUCCUAAGAUUCCCAUUAGUUGAGUUGUGUUCAUUCUUGUGUAUUUCUUUUCCCUCAAAAUGGAUACAAUGCUAUCUUUAUGGUUUAGCUGUACUAUGAGUUUUUCCUUAUCUUGUAAUUAGUUACUUUAGUCCUCAGGUUGUCUUUUAUUGCUAAAAUUAAACAUGUUUUUUUUCCAUUAACGUUUAUCUUAACUUCCUAUUUUUAUACUAUACUAGUAAUUUGUAAUAUGGAUUUCUAUCAGUAUUAAUCUGAGCAGCACUGAGUAUGAUGCACAAUGCCCCACGCUCCCAGAAUCAAUUCAGCACUUAUUUUGAGUCUUUCACACCUGGUAAGUUGUUCGUGCUGCAUAGGAUCAUCUGGCAACAGCAGACACAUUGUGUGAAUUAUAGUUGCUUUUGUUGUUUAUCUUUAUUCUAACUGGGGCCUGAUUUAUAAAACUUAUGUCUCUUCCACACUAGCGCUGGCUCCCCUCCAGUCAGUCCCAGCCCGCCCCAGCUUGGCCAGGUUAAUUAUACACAUUAAAUCCAAACAUCUU
Nothobranchius furzeri (turquoise killifish) is the source of this 1896-nucleotide messenger RNA. Its product is annotated as olfactory receptor 1-like. Lineage: Eukaryota; Metazoa; Chordata; Actinopteri; Cyprinodontiformes; Nothobranchiidae. The record is from RefSeq and is a predicted model, not a curated record. Gene Ontology annotation, biological process: G protein-coupled receptor signaling pathway; detection of chemical stimulus involved in sensory perception of smell. Gene Ontology annotation, cellular component: membrane. Gene Ontology annotation, molecular function: olfactory receptor activity; G protein-coupled receptor activity; odorant binding.